Messenger RNA from Gongylonema pulchrum, 348 nucleotides. Lineage: Eukaryota; Metazoa; Nematoda; Chromadorea; Rhabditida; Gongylonematidae. The record is from the annotation of a GenBank genome assembly.
AUGGUGAGAAGGAAUGCAACGGCGAAGAAACAGAUAACCAAACUUGUCGUCCAGGGCGAUUUGGUAAAAACUGCGAGCAGCGCUGCGAAUGUUACAACGGCGCUUCGUGCGAUCGGAUCACUGGCCGAUGUACCUGUGCGCCUGGAUAUCUUGGUGCAACUUGUCAACAGGAGCAACUUGGUCUGUUACGUUGUUAACUUAAAUCGAAUCAUUUAUCUACCGGCAGAUCAACGCUUCAGCAUUGUUGCCCUGAAGUCAACCCUCAUCCUCGGAGCAUCAGUGGCACUAGCAGUUUUGGAAAGGAAUGAAAGGGCUGGCAGACUGUUCAUGACAGCAUCGACUCCUUGA